This is a messenger RNA of Ostrea edulis (European flat oyster), 870 nucleotides long. RefSeq lists its product as uncharacterized. The transcript has a single exon. The record is from RefSeq and is a predicted model, not a curated record. Bases 1 to 870 code for a protein of 289 amino acids. Lineage: Eukaryota; Metazoa; Mollusca; Bivalvia; Ostreida; Ostreidae.
AUGAAUGCCAAAGUAGGAUCCGAAAAUACCAAUGUUGAAGAAAUCAUGGGAAAACAUGGAUGUGGGAUAAGAAAUGAAAAUGGAGAACAAUUGGUAGAUUUUUGCCUCAGUAACAACUUAGUCAUUGGAGGUACCAUCUUUCCACAUCUAGAUAUACACAAACUUACUUGGAAAUCACCAGAUGGCAGAACAACUAAUCAAAUAGACCAUUUUAUGAUCAACAGGAAAUGGAGAAGAUCACUACAGGAUGUCAGAGUGAUUAGAGGUGCUGAUGCCAACAGUGAUCACUACCUUCUAAGAGCAAUUGUACAACUAAAGCUCAGAAAAGCACCAAGGCAAGCAAACAACCGGAGGAAACUUGACAUUCCACGACUGAAUUCUCCAACAGUUAGAAAAGCAUUUAACCUUGAACUUAAGAACAGGUUCAAUGUAUUGGAAAAUGAAGAUACAAUAGAGGAGCAUUGGAACAAUAUUAAAUCAAUUUACAAUGAGACAGCAGAAAAAAUAAUUGGCUUCCAGACCAAGAAGAACAAGGAAUGGCUGUCAGAAGAGACAUGGAAAAAGAUAGAAGAACGGAAGGGCAUCAAACAGAAAAUUCUUCACACCAAAUCAGCAAGACUGCAAGACCAGCUGCAGAUGAACUACAAAACAAAGGACAGAGAAGUAAAAAGAAGUGCAAGAAAGGUUAAGCGCAAAUACACUGAUGAUCUUGCUGAAGAGGCAGAAAGAGCAGCCACUCACGGUGAACUGAGUACUGUCUACAAAAUAACCAAACAGCUUUGUGGUAAUAAGACCUCAAAAACAAGACAAGUAAAAGACAAACAAGGAAACUCACUAAUGAGAAGGAAGAACAAGCAAAGAGAUGGGUAG